This is a messenger RNA of Caenorhabditis angaria, 7021 nucleotides long. The record is from the annotation of a GenBank genome assembly. Lineage: Eukaryota; Metazoa; Nematoda; Chromadorea; Rhabditida; Rhabditidae.
AUGAAUACCCACCCCUUCAUUGAUAUUUUUUUUAAAGGAAAAAUCUGGAACUUGUAUUUUUUCAGUUUAAUAAUAGUAAGUAAAAAAGAUUGAAGUAGAAUCCUCGAAGGAAAACUAAUUAAUUCGUGUUUAUUUAGAUGGAUGAUUUGGAGUGCAGAGCCAUUGAGCAAUUAUUGUUUACAACUUCCCAUCCAUCUAAUUCAUUGAAUUUUUGCGUAAUCGUAUUCCAUCCUCAGUUUGCUGUGACGUUUAGACACCCGCCUCAUCACAAUUUCGUGAAAAACGAAAUUGUAAAAGUCUGGAACGUUUUGAAUCGUAUGGAAUAUGAGGUUUUUUUCAUUUUUCGAAACUGAAUUCAAUAUUUCAUUUUUCAGACAACUGUGUUUGAAAUUUCUACAGAAUGCGAUUUUAUUGUGCUAAAAAUUAUUAGUGGAACUUUCCCUCACUCACCCAGAUUAAAUGGCAGUUUGUACAGAGGACAAGUAUACUUUCAAGUCGGUGUUAAUGGAGUUCGCGAGCCGUUUUGGAAGACCGGUGUUAUUAGCGAAAAAACAAGUAAGUUCGUCUGAGAUCAAAAUAAAAUGGAGAAACGAAAAUGAAAAGCACAAGAAUAUCUUAUGAUUAAUGAUAUCGCUCCGGAAAAAUACGGCACCUUUUUUUUCAAAAAUUCUGAAUUUGACUUAGGAAAACAUCUGAAGAAAAAAUGAAUUUCGCGACAUUUUUUGUCGCGAAAUUGCAAUUCGUGAAACGACACGAAAUAAACACAAAAAUAAAGGAGAAAUAUUAAAGGGACACGUAAUCGCUGCGAGACCCAAUUCACACCAAAAAAGAAUUUCCUCUUUUAUUUUAUUAAUUUCGUGUCGUUUCGCGAAUUGCAAUUUCGCGACAAAAAAUGUCGCGAAAUUCAUUUUUUCUUCAGAUGAAUUGAUCCAUAGUGGAAAUUGAUUAUUAGGAUCCAAAAAGAUGGUUCGCAAUUAUUAAUCAUAAACACCAUUUCAAAGAAAGGUGUCAGAUCGCCAAAUCCAAAAAUUUUCAGAAAAAGUAUUAUUUAAUUUCUGUAGCGAAAACUAUUCACUUCGAACCAGAAAGCUAUUUUUAUGAUUUUCUGAAAUUCAAAUUCGAUUUUUGAACUCCCGUUUCAAACCCGUUUUUGAUCUGUCGCCACAAUCCGUUUUCAACCCGUUCAGUACCAACAAGUUGAAAAUUUUCCGAAAAAAAUUGAAAAAUUUUUUUUUCAUUCAAAAACUUUUCAGAAAAAUGCAAAAGUUUUUGAACAUUCUUUAGUGGUGCUAGAAAGAAGCAGAGAAGUUAUAAUAACUUAUAAUUGUACUUCCGUACAAGACCCGUUUCAGAUUAACGGGUACAAAACAAGUCGAUUACUGGAGACAACUUCCGUUACGGGCCCGUUAUGACUAUAGUUAGCGAAAUCCCUGUGCACUGAAAAUGUAGCGAGCAUUUCAUAGUGGAUAAGAGGAUGGGUUGAUAAUGUUUUGACCCAAGUUCGAUGCCAUUUUCCCGCGUCUUUUUUUAAAAUUUGCUUCGUCAUACAAAACAAUACUGGCGCACUAUUUUAGCGCCGAGGCGGGAGCAUUUCCCGCCUCGGUGCCCGAGGGUGUCGUCUAUCAAUUUUUCCAGUGAGUUUUGCUGUUGGAACGAGUUUGGGUUCGCCUGGUGACAGUGGAAGCGGUGUAUUCGAUCAAAAUGGAAAUUUCAUCGGAAUAUCAACUGCGAAACAAACAUUCAUUUUUGCCAAUGGGAACUUCGCACUUUGUGAACUCGCAGAUUUUCAACCAUACACAAAAAUAACUGAUGCAAUUGUGAUUAUCCACGCUGCAAAAUUGACGGCUAUUAAUGUGAGUUGAAAUAUUCAUCUGCACAGUUUUUUUUUUUGAAAGACUCACUUGUUUUUCUAAAAACUUAUGAUUUUUCACAACUGAAAGUUAGAAUUGGCUUUAAAUUUUCGCGUCAAUUUUUGAUCUUCAUCAAUCAAAAUUUCUGGUGCCGAUACUUAACUAAAUUGUUCAUUUUCAGGUUGUCCCAGUUAAGAAAGCGAGAACCGAGUGAUUGAAAAACAAUCUGAACCUGUAAAAUGAAUGUGUCUUCUUUGAAAUUGUAAAAUUAUUAUUGAAAAUAUAUUAGUAUAUAGUAGAUUAAAUAUUAUUAAAAUAAUAUAUAUCAAAAUUAAAGACACAAGAAACACUGGAAAAAGCGGUAAUCUCUGAAAUCUGAAAAAAUGGCCCCUGAAUGGGGCCAUUUUUCAGAAAAUAGGGCCAGCAAGAAAAAAGUAAGAAUUUCUCACUUUUUCCUCAAUGGGGCACGUCUUUCUUUAUUUUAUACAUUAUGUGGCGUCAUAGUGAUCGUGAGUUGAAAUUUCAUGAAAUUAUUUCGAAUUUUUCAUAGCGUAUGGGAGUUCUAAUUUAUGUUUAUCACGUAUGCCAACUUUGGGUUGUGAAGGCAUGAGACCCUUCUUAUAUGAAAAAAAAAUCAAACGUUUUCUCAAACUAUUGGCUCAUGAUAUAAGAAGCUUUGAAUUUCAUAAUUUUUUUUCUUGGUUCAAAUUUUGAAAUUUACUCCCAAAAAACGUACAUUUUUGGCAUAUUUUUUUCACGCCAACUAAACAUUUCUUGGAAACCAAGACAAAAAAAGAGCAUUUCUUUUCUGUCGAUUACUCGGAAAUGAAAUAAAUGAUGAAAAAUAUUUCACGUGAAUAAAACAAAUUAGGGCAAAACGAUUAAUAAAAACAAUCAUUCCCAGAAGAGCUUUCCAUGAGAAAUGGGAAGAGAAUAAGCUCUGUUCUCCUGGAAUUUCGCCCAUUUUUUCGAAAAAUGUACAUUUUUUGGGGGUGCUCCCAAAACUCGUACAUUUCACGUGAAGAUUUUUUGCAAUUAAAAAUGUACAGUUUUUGAGGGUACCUUGAAAAAGUGUACAUUUUUAAUAAAGUGUUAAUUUUAAUUUUGCAAAAUUUGGUAUUAUUGAUGAAUUUUCACAAUGUACAGUUUUUUUUGAAGAUAUCGAAAAAAUAACCCUACAAAUAAAAAUAAUGAAAUCAGAAGCCUCUUAUAUGUUUAUGUUACGCAUUAAAUAAUUCGAACAUUUCUCCCCGGAAGCAUGUUUUGAAGAUUGCACUAAAAUCUGAAAAUAUUAUUUUAAUAAUUCUCACAGAAAUCAUAUAUGCACACACGUUUGAAAAAGAAGAAAGUUGUGCAAUUUUCAUCGCGCAGCCGACAAAAACGGUGCAACGUCUAGCGGUUUAAUUACCCCCACUUCAUCAAAAACAAAAAACAUAUUAUUGAAUUAAAAACACGUGAUAAAUAAAAAACUAGGUCAAGUGAUGUGGAACUAAAAACAGUAUAUACAGUCCUCCACAUAAUCUUAGCCUCACCCCCAAAAUUUUCGAAAAAUCGAAAAUUUGAUUUUUUCAGAAAAAGUUGGCAUAGUCAAAAUAUGUCAAAAGGUGAUACAUAAAUGUACCCUACUUCGAAUUUCAGAUAAAAAUGAGGCUGAAAUAAAAAGUUGAUUUUUUUGAAAAAUGGGUGUUUUUAAUUUCCACAUAAUCUUAGCCUCACCCUAGAAAAUUGCCGGAAUUUCAGGUUUUGUGCUUGAACUAAGUUUGUAAUGGGUCUGAAAAUGAUAGUUAAAUCAAUUUCAGACAGAAUUGAGAUGUAAUCAACCACUAUUGAUUGAUUAACAGUGACUGAGAACGCUGAUAGCGUGGAGACUUCCAUAAAAACAAGUUUUGAGGUAAAGUUGGUUCAAAAUUCGAUUAUUUCGAGCUUAAUUUUUAGAAAAUUGGUAGAAAACACUUUUUUCAACAUAAUCUGUCAAAUUCUGACCCGAAUUGCAAGAAAUUGUUAAUUUCAGCUGAUUUUUCGAAAAUUUAAAAAUUUUUUUGAACCAAAAUUUUUGAGUUUCAGCCAAAUUUCCGACAUUUUUCUGAGUUUUCCAGUUGGAUAUUCUUGUUCAGGCAAGAUACCGAUCUCUUACAUCUGAAAUAAGCUUAUUCUUCAAUAGGGCGCUCUGAAAUUGUGCGAUAUCGGUCAUAUCUGAUCCUUUUAUGGAAGUCUCCACGCUAUCAGCGUUCUCAGUCACUGUUAAUCAAUCAAUAGUGGUUGAUUACAUCUCAAUUCUGUCUGAAAUUGAUUUAACUAUCAUUUUCAGACCCAUUACAAACUUAGUUCAAGCACAAAACCUGAAAUUCCGGCAAUUUUCUAGGGUGAGGCUAAGAUUAUGUGGAAACUAAAAACACCCAUUUUUCAAAAAAAUCAACUUUUUAUUUCAGCCUCAUUUUUAUCUGAAAUUCGAAGUAGGGUACAUUUAUGUAUCACCUUUUGACAUAUUUUGACUAUGCCAACUUUUUUCUGAAAAAAUCAAAUUUUCGAUUUUUCGAAAAUUUUGGGGGUGAGGCUAAGAUUAUGUGGAGGACUGUAUAUCUCAGGUAGCAGCUUGCCCAUGGACUGCCCUUAGGAAAGCGGUUGCCCCAUAAUUGCACCUUGGGCAAGCCCUAAGGGCAAAUUUUUUAAUGGGAAAAAUAAAUUUAUAGCUAUUUUUCAUAACGUGACCUAGUUUUGAUACGUGUCCUGUUUCGAAAUCGGAAUUUCUUCUCAUUUUUGAUAUUCUGUUAGCCAAGAAAAUAGCGAAUAAAUCAAACUAUUUCGAUGACGCUCAAAUAUCGACUUAUUAUAGAAGCAGUAACUUUAUGCAAAACACUGUGAGAAAGUUAUCAAUUCAAAUAUAGUGAAGCGGAUUCUGGGAUUGUCACUGUGAUUUUUGGGUGGAUUUUUAUGAAUUAGAUGUUCCAAACCAUGUAUAAAAUUCUCAAAAAAGUUGUUUUGGAUCAACUGCUCCAACCAUUGCAGCUUUGAAUUAUAAAAUUUCGGAAAAUAAAUUAUCAACUUAUGUGAAAAUUUGAUUCUAUAAUGAGAAGCAAAGUAUGAUCAAGCUGAAGUGCAUCUAUCUCUCCAUGUUAUUUCGUUUAAUAAAAUUUUUACUUCUAGAAAACUUUUUUACCUCUAGAAAACUAUCAUGAUUUAGCCUUCAACUAAAUACAUGAUAAUGUUUUCAUGUGUUUAGUUAGGUGAAGGCAGCUUCUUUUUGAUGAAAGCUGCCUCUCUAAACUGCCCUAUUUUGGGCCUAGGCUUCAUUUUUCCAACCUGAGAACAAGAAAAAUUAGUGAAAAUGCUUUUUUACGUAGCUUGAAUUAAUUUGAAUUUAAAACGUGAUGUUCUUGUUUAAUUCAAAUGCCCAACGAUUGCCCCUUGAAUGCUCCAAUGCAGCCCUUAGAACCUGCUCUAAGGGCAGAGUAAGGGGCAGUCCAUAGGCAAGCUGCUACCUGAGUAUACUGUUUUUAAAUCCACGUCACUUGACCUACUCAGGGAAUCACGAGCGAGAUCUACGCGAUUCGCGGGCUUCCAGCGUUUUGCGGAAACUUCGCGGUGGACAUUUGCGAAUUGCGCAAAACUCGGUCGAAAAUAUUUUGUCGCGAGAUUUCCGCAAAACGCAGAAAAGUUUGCGUUUCGCGUGGAUUUCGCGGGCUGUCACGACAAGAGUGCAGAGAUAUGAAACACGUUUCAGCGAUAUGAGUCAUGCGCGUGGAUGGUCAAGUGGGUAAGAGGAAUGUGUGCGAGGCGGAGAGUGACGGAUCGACGCCGGCCGAGUGAGUAUGAUUAAAAGCGCUCGGGAAAAAUACGGCACCUUUUUAGCACCGAGGCGACAAAAAUUGUCGAGGAAUUUUGGCCGCCCCUGGUGCUAAAAAGGUGCCGAAAUUACGGCACCUUUUCAGCGCCGAGGCGACAUUUUCAUGAAAAAUCCAUUAUUUUACCAUACAAAUGACUCUUGUUUUCUUUUCAUCGAAAUUUUCCGCACAAAAAAUGUAGCAAGCGUGUCCGAGUGGAUAAGAGGAUGGGUUGUCAUUGUUUUGACCCAAGUUCGAUGCCCCUUUUCCGCACCUUUUUUUUAUUUUUUUCGUCUCACUGGCGCACCAUUUUAGCGCCGGUGCGUUCUCUCUGCGCACCUUUUUAGCGCCGAGGCGAGAGCACUUCCCGCCUCGGCGCCCCAGAAUGUCGCCUUAGCGCCCCAGGAUGUCGCCUUGGCGCCGUAUUUUUCCCGAGCGAUUAGUUGUGUCUCGCGUCGCCUCUACUUUUUGAUUUUUGAGAGAGCACCGCGAGAUUUCCGCGAUUCGCAGACAGAAAACCGCGAAAUCGCGGCGUGUUCGCGGCGAUUUCGCGGAUUUCUGGGUCCCGCGAAUCGCGUAGAUCUCGCCCGUGAUUCCCUGAGUAUAGUUUUUCUAUUUCUCACGUAUUUUUAAUUCAAUAAUAGCGAAAGUCAGCGUAUCGAGAUCUGUGCGAAUGACUUUAUUUGGACUUUUUAGGGGUCCUGGGAAGAAAGUUAGCCUCCGCUGCGAGACCAAUUGAAAUUAAAAAUUCACGCGCGUUUGAAACCGUACCUCUUUUUUUCACAAGAAAAAAAUAGAGAGCGUGGCAAACGAGGAGAGUGCGAGAGAUGUGUGAGAACAAAAUGUGUGCAAACACCGUUGUCGCCGCUUACCAUGACUCUUCAUUGCAUGGGAAAACGUGGCUGAGCGAUUUCAAAAACAAUUAUUUUAUUUUUUCCCUUCUGCUAGACUCAAAAUGUUCUCUUGAUUUACAUGAAUUUCGAUUACUUGAAAAGUGUUAUGAAUGAAUAACAAACUCAUUUUCUGCUCAUUUCUAGCGGAUUUUGUGUCUUUAAAAGUUCACAUGUUUACUGAAAAAUGUCAGAAAACAAAGCAGUUCAUCUGUAAACUGAAAUAGAAUGUUUUGAAGAAAAACUAGGGUUUUUUAGAAAAAAUUUACAUGUGCUCUCAGAGAUUAAAUUCUAAAAAUCUCUUAUUUUUCGAAAAAAAGUGGAAAAAUCGUACAUGUAAUUUGCCGUUUUCGAUAAAAUAUAUGUUCGAAAUUUCCGCCAAAAUUUGAAUUUCAAAACUUCAUCUAAUUUUAUGCAGUGUUCACGAAGUGGGCGGCAAUUCCGAAGACUACAAUGUUAA